Messenger RNA from Durusdinium trenchii, 2115 nucleotides. The record is from the annotation of a GenBank genome assembly. Lineage: Eukaryota; Dinophyceae; Suessiales; Symbiodiniaceae.
CUUUGGCUUACCUGUAGCAAAGCAGGCACCAAGCGCUGACCCUCGCCAUGGCCCUGCAACUCGCUUUCUGCUUCUUUGGUGUAGCGACCGCCCAGCGUUGGCUGGUCCCCAUCUCACAUGAGCACCACAAGCCGACGGUGGACACCAGUGUGUUGGGCAAUUUGAAGGAGACCAAAGUCCUAGAGAAGAAACAACUGGAUCUCAGCAUCACUCGUUCUCAUGCGUUGGUGGCACAGCUGGAGGUUGGGACACCCGCGCAGAAGAUGUCAUGUCUUUUGGACACGGGCAGUGCAGAUUUGUGGAUCCCAUCAAAGCGCUGCAAGAGUUGCGAGACUGAGCACCUCUUCCAUGCGGACCGUUCGAGCACCUUUAGCCCCGAACUGGUGAAGACGCUCUCUGGGCACCAAGCACCAGUGCCCGUGCACCUGAGCUAUGGCACAGGUGAUAUCGUUGGCUACAAGGUGGAGGAUACCGUUCUGUUUGGAGGAGCUGAAAUUAAGAAUCAAAGCUUCAUUAUCGUGGAAGAUGCGCAGCUGCCUCGACAGCGCGGCUGGGAUGGCAUUUGCGGCUUAGGUUGGAAGGGCAUCGCCCAGUUGGAGAAGCCCCUCUACGAGCGGCUUCAGGAUCAGGGCCGCAAGGCGAUCUUCUCCUUCGUCCCAGAGGGCACUUCAUCGGCUCAUAUGGUCUUGGGACAGGUGCCGCACUACGCAGUGAAGCCAGGCACUUUGGUCUGGACCGAUGCUGAACCUUUGGAACGAGGCCAUGAUGGGCGGAGCUUCUGGGUGGCCCGUGGGGGCAUUGCGGUGCACAAGCAGACACCGCACAAAGCGCGCUUUCUGGUGGACACAGGAACCAACCAAGUCCUUCUGGCACCACGGCACUUGUACAUGAGCAUCAUGCGCUCGGUGCUCCCACAGGAGAAGUUUAAUGAGCUUUGUGGUAUAGAUGAGAUGGCUGGAGGAGCCGUCUUCUGCGACUGCUCCAUCGUGGCACACUCCCAUGAUCUGCCGCCGCUCAAGAUCUUCCUGGCAGACCGGGCCUUUGAGCUCCCCAUCGGGGAGAUGUUCAGCCGGAUCCCCACGAAGGACGGCCGAGGGGAGGCAUGCCUCUUGGCCGUGCAGCCCAACAACUUGAACGUGGAAGCCAGCGGCUCAAUGCCCAUGCCCUUGCCCUUCGGAGGUCUUGGAGGACUUCUUCCAAAGAUGCCUGGCUUCAACCUUCCCUUCGAUCUUCCCGACCUCUUGGGCGGUGGUCUGCCUGGCUUCGGCCACAGCGGCUCCGGCCUGGGCCACGGACCGAGCCCAGCCGCGAGCGGACUGAGCACACCCGGACCGAGCGCAUCGGGCGCUGCGUCCUCGCCCUUUGGAGCGGGGUUCCCGGGCUUCGAUGGGAAGUUCCCGGGCUUUGAUGGGAAGCCCUUUGGUUUGGGUAUCGGAAAGCUGGGCAAGGGCGUCCUGUCCGAACAGGUGAGGGAGGAGAUCCGCACGCGGCCUGAUGGCACCGUGUGCAAGUACAUCACCGUCACAGAGAACGGCCACGUGAAGAGCCGACGAGAAGAUUGUGGCAAACCCGGUAGUGACGUUCGUAGGUUGCAGCUGGUGGUGCCCAUGGGAGGUAUCCUGGAAAUUCCAUUGGAUCCCGCCGGAGAGGAGGAGCCAGCAGAUGAUUUGUGGAUCUUGGGAGGUAUGUUCUUGGAGAGGUUUGUCGUCUCCUUCGACUUUGACCAGGGUCGCAUGGGCUUUGCCGAGCCGGUGGGAAAGACUCAGGACCUGGACACCAUCGGCAUGGCCCUGCGGCUCCGGGGCAUGGCCUCGGAGACCCGCUGGCAAGAGUCAAUGGGAAAGUUCGCAGCAGGCGUGCUGCUUUGCAGCUUGUUGGUCUCAGUGGUCUAUGCCACCGUGCGCGUGAAGAGGAUGGCUCGCGAGGAGCACUUGGUCGAGCACAUGAGAGUGGAAGUGGCCGAAGAGGAGACGGAGGGAACUUGGGACUGGAAAACAGGUCGAGGCCGCUGAGGCCCAACAGGUGACUGUUCGAAGAAGGAAGAACAAGGCCGUGCAGGAAGUCUGGCUGAUGUGCACAGUAGCUUGGCCCUGGUGAAUCUGAGGUAAACGGAGG